AUGAUUGAUACCAACGAAACUUACAGUGAACCUUUGUAUCUUGAUAAGGAAAAUGAGAAUUAUGUAUACAUAAAUGAUUGUCACAGUCUUAAAGAGCAUCAAAUAGGUGGGCUUAGAUUUCUUUAUAGACAAUUUAAAAAGGGAAAACCUGGUGCUGUAUUAAAUUUUCCACCUGGAAGUGGAAAAUCACAUAUUACAACUUUAUUUUUGAAUGCUGUUUCUUCCCUAUUAAAGGAGCGUACUUUGAUUUUGUGUACUGAUGAUGAUGAAAUUGAGCAUUGGAAAGAGCUUUUUUUAUCCUUGACUGGAUACAGCAUCGAUGAUAUUGCUAUAGAAUCAUCCAACCCGAGAUUAAAGAAAAAGAUCUUCUUGAAGAAAGUUGACGAUCUUUCAUCAUAUUCUCGCUGUAAUUGGUGUGUGGUUAUUAUCAAGGACGAUAUGUGUAAAUCACUUCAGAAGGUAUCAAUAGACGCUGAUUUCAAAAUAUGGAUUACGUCUACAGAUGUGAAGAAUACAAGGAUAUUGCAAGAAUAUAAGGAAAGUAAUAAAAGAAAGAAUAAAGAUGCAACAGGUACUAAAUUUAAACGGUCCAAAAAUACCAUUCAUAAUGAUGAAUCCAACGCAUCAAUGAAACUGGAACACAUUCCAUACAAUACUAUUAUAUGUAAAGAAAAUAUUAUAAAUACAUCGAAAACUGAAAGUAAUGAUCUUGGUGAUAUAAUAAUAAAAAAUGAAAUUGAUUCACAAGAUUAUUCCUCUUCACUCAUUGAAAGUACUUGCAAUAAAACAUCUGAAAUUAAUCAUGCUAACAAAAUUAGUGAAGCUUCAGAGUCUCAAAAAUUUAAAGAAGCAAUCAACGAAAUAAUUAUAAAUGAAAAUAAAUCAGAGACUGUUGAAGAUUCAACAGAAUCUCUUGAUUUCAAGGAACAAGAUUCAUAUUGUAUUUCCGAACAAAAUUCUGAAAGUAUUCUUGAAGUAAAGAAUGUAGAUAAUUUUCCUGCUUUGGAGACUAAUAGAAAAGGAAAUGAAAGUGAGAAAAAUAUGAAAACUGAUACUAAUAUGGAUUUUAACGAUAGUAUUGCAACAGAAAAGUCUGAGAGGGGUCAAAAUGUUUUGGAACAAAAGAUGUCCGAGCUAGAGGAAAGAACUAUGAGGAAAUUCAAAGGAUCUUUACUCGAUAGCAUAUUCUAA
Danaus chrysippus (African queen) is the source of this 1191-nucleotide messenger RNA. Lineage: Eukaryota; Metazoa; Arthropoda; Insecta; Lepidoptera; Nymphalidae. The record is from the annotation of a GenBank genome assembly.